GGCGGCGGCGGCGGCGGCGGAGCGGGCCAUGGCCGCGGCGGGCAGCGGCGUGGCGGCGGCGGCGGCGGCGGCGGAGGCGGGGGCGGCGUUCAGCACCGCGAACAGCGGCCGGGUGAACGGGCUGAGCCGCCCGCCCGGCGCCAUCGCCAUGAAGGACCACGACGCCAUCAAGCUCUUCGUGGGGCAGAUCCCGCGCAACCUGGAGGAGAGCGACCUCAAGCCGCUCUUCGAGGAGUUCGGCCGCAUCUACGAGCUCACCGUCCUCAAGGAUCGCUUCACCGGCAUGCACAAAGGCUGUGCCUUCCUCACCUACUGCGCCCGCGACUCGGCCCUGAAGGCGCAGAGCGCUCUGCACGAGCAGAAGACGCUGCCGGGGAUGAACCGCCCCAUCCAAGUGAAGCCGGCCGACAGCGAGGGCCGAGGAGAAGACAGGAAGCUCUUUGUGGGCAUGCUGGGGAAGCAGCAGAGCGAGGAUGAUGUCAGGCGCCUCUUCGAACCCUUCGGCCAGAUCGAGGAGUGCACCAUCCUCCGAGGGCCCGAUGGGGCCAGCAAAGGUUGUGCCUUUGUGAAAUACGGCAGCCACGCCGAGGCGCAGGCUGCCAUCAACAGCCUGCACGGCAGCCAAACCAUGCCGGGCGCCUCGUCCAGCCUGGUGGUGAAGUUUGCGGACACGGAUAAGGAGAGGACCCUGCGGCGGAUGCAUCAGAUGGCGGGGCAGCUGGGCAUCUUCAACCCCAUGACCAUCCAGUUUGGCGCCUACGGGGCCUAUACGCAAGCGAUCAUGCAGCAGCAGGCAGCCCUGAUGGCGGCCGCGCAAGGGACCUGCCUGAACCCCAUGGCUGCCAUCGCCGCUGCCCAGAUGCAGCAAAUGGCCGCCUUCAACGUCAGCGGGCUGGUGGCUGCUCCCCUCACUCCCUCUUCAGGUACGAGCACCCCCCCCGGUAUCAGCACGGCACCCGUGCCCAGCAUCGCCACCCCGAUUGGGGUGAACGGCUUCAGCCCGCUGCCGCCGCAGACCAACGGGCAACCCGCCUCCGAGACCAUCUACACCAACGGCAUCCACCCCUACCCAGCUCAAAGCCCCACGGUGGCAGAUCCCCUCCAGCAAGCCUACGCAGGCAUGCAGCACUAUGCAGCAGCGUAUCCCACCGCCUACGCGCCCAUCAGCCAAGCCUUUCCUCAGCAAGCGCCGAUCAUCCCGCAGCAGCAGCGAGAAGGUCCCGAAGGCUGUAACCUGUUUAUUUAUCACCUGCCCCAGGAGUUCGGGGAUGCGGAGCUCACGCAGAUGUUCUUGCCUUUCGGCAAUGUCAUCUCUGCCAAAGUCUUUGUGGACCGUGCCACCAACCAGAGCAAGUGCUUUGGUUUCGUCAGUUUUGACAAUCCAACGAGCGCUCAGGCAGCCAUUCAGGCCAUGAACGGCUUCCAGAUCGGCAUGAAGAGGCUAAAAGUCCAGCUAAAGCGGCCGAAAGAUGCCAACAGACCCUACUGACCCCUGCUCACCCUGGCCCUGCGGAGAGGUGGGGCGUCCCGUGGUGUCUGACGACUUUCCCCUUCCCCAAGUGCAGUAUCCAAACCCGUAACUCUCUUUCUUUGCAACGCGUCCCGGAGGAGGAGGGAGGAGAGGAGGAGGUGACGGAGGAAACAGCGAAGAAGAGAGCCAUUCUGGUCGUAGCUUUUCUUUUCGUUUUUGGUAUUUUUCCCAAACCGGUCUUGUUUGUUACUUAACGGGAACGAGAAGAGAGAGGAAGACGAGGAAGGAGGAGAGCGAUGCGGCGCUGGGGCUGAGAUUUACCGCCGGCCAUUUGCCGGGACUCACUGAAUCCCUUGCUGGGAGGAAGGACGACAGUCCCGGGCAGCCGGGAUACGAUCUACCUUUGUUGUUGUUUUUUAUUUUAAAGCACUCAUUUGCUGCUACCGAUUUCCCAGGAGAAACGAGGAAAAGAGGCUGCAAACGGAUUCUUAUAAACCAAAGCCGGUGGGACGGGACCAGCCUCGGGCGCUUCACCUGGACGAUGCUUGUUUGGAGAAAGGAAAACGGCAAGAUUUUCUUUUUUCCCCACGUCGGGGAUAAAAAAAAAAAAAGGAUCAAAGGAUGUUGGACUUAUAGAAGAUAUAUAUAAAUAAGUAUAUAUAUAUAUAUAUCCCAUGGAGCAGGGCAGCGGGACACGCGCUUCCCCCUGCUCGUCACUGGCACAGGGACAUAGGAUUACUUGUUUCAGAGUCAUAUCAUUCCUUAGAGUUUAGGGACCAAAGGACUAUUGCUUUUUUUAAAUAUAUCU
Molecule: messenger RNA, 2279 nt
Organism: Chroicocephalus ridibundus (black-headed gull)
Lineage: Eukaryota; Metazoa; Chordata; Aves; Charadriiformes; Laridae
Gene: CELF6
Product: CUGBP Elav-like family member 6
Exons: 13
Coding region: 29-1489 (486 amino acids)
Biological process (GO): mRNA splice site recognition; regulation of alternative mRNA splicing, via spliceosome
Cellular component (GO): ribonucleoprotein complex; cytoplasm; nucleus
Molecular function (GO): mRNA binding
Source: RefSeq, a predicted model, not a curated record